Molecule: messenger RNA, 15806 nt
Organism: Callorhinus ursinus (northern fur seal)
Lineage: Eukaryota; Metazoa; Chordata; Mammalia; Carnivora; Otariidae
Source: RefSeq, a predicted model, not a curated record
GCCCCUGUGUGUCAGUGGCUGGGGCCCCCGGGCCGGACCUGUGGCAGCUGGCCGGGGUGGCGGGGUUAGAAGGUUGUGGGCGCGGGCAGAGCUUCGCGGGCCGGGUCCUGCUCGGCGCUGCUGCCGCUGCCCGAGGCCUUUGGCGUCCCUCGGAGAGAGACCGGAGCGGUUCCAGGCCACCCCGGCGCUCACCCAGGUUUGUUAAGAUGAAACGCUGCAGGUGGAUCUUCUGAAGAUAAGAAGGAAGCAAAACAACAUUGCAGACUCUGAAAAAAAAAUUGGGGCCUUUAGAUGCUGGUCUGGAGAAACUUCAGUAAUGGAUCAAAGGAAGAAUGAGAGUAUUGUUCCUAGUAUCACUCAAUUAGAAGAUUUUCUAACAGAACACAAUUCCAAUGUUGUUUGGCUCCUUGUUGCUACCAUUUUAUCCUGUGGAUGGAUUAUUUAUCUCACAUAUUAUAAUUCUCGAAACGUUGGUCUUAUUUUAACAUUGGUUCUUAAUAGAUUAUACAAACAUGGCUAUAUCCAUAUUGGGUCCUUCUCUUUCUCUGUUCUUUCUGGAAAAGUCAUGGUUCGUGAAAUUUAUUACAUUACGGAAGACAUGUCUAUUAGAAUUCAAGAUGGAUUUAUAAUUUUUCGGUGGUGGAAAAUGUAUAAUCCAAAACAGAAACAACAUGAUCCAAAGGCGGAAACCAGAUUAUACAUCACAGUCAAUGACUUUGAAUUUCAUGUCUAUAAUCGUUCGGAUCUUUAUGGACGUCUUCAAGAAUUGUUUGGUUUGGAACCAACAAUAAUUCCACCCAAGAAAGAGGAUGAUAAAACACGGGAAAAUGGAAGAACAAGAACCCAGUCCAAAAUUGAAAGAGUUAAAGUAAAAACAGAAUCUCAAGACCCAACAUCUUCAUGGAGAUCACUUAUUCCAGUCAUAAAGGUCAAUGUGAGCACAGGACGUUUGGCCUUUGGAAAUCAUUACCAACCUCAAACUCUAUGUAUCAACUUUGAUGAUGCUUUCUUAACUUAUACUACAAAACCACCUUCUAGUCAUCUUGACCAAUUCAUGCAUAUUGUGAAAGGGAAGCUUGAAAAUGUUCGAGUAAUGCUUGUUCCUAGUCCAAGAUAUGUUGGUCUUCAAAAUGAUGAACCACCAAGAUUAAUGGGAGAAGGAUUUGUGGUGAUGCAGUCAAAUGAUGUUGACAUCUACUACUACAUGGAUGAACCAGGACUUGUUCCAGAAGAAACAGAAGAAAAUAUUGAAGGAGAAAUGAGCAGUGAGGAUUGCAAAUUACAAGAUUUGCCUCCAUGUUGGGGACUAGAUAUAGUUUGUGGUAAAGGAACAGAUUUCAACUAUGGGCCAUGGGCCGAUAGGCAAAGAGAUUGUUUAUGGAAGUUUUUCUUCCCACCUGAUUAUCAAGUUCUGAAAGUUUCUGAAAUUGCACAGCCUGGGAGACCACGACAGAUCCUUGCUUUUGAACUGCGAAUGAAUAUUAUUGCAGAUGCUACAAUUGAUUUGCUGUUUACCAAAAACAGGGAAACAAAUGCUGUGCAUGUAAAUGUAGGAGCUGGCUCAUAUUUAGAAAUUAAUAUUCCAAUGACAGUUGAGGAAAAUGGUUAUACUCCUGCAAUUAAAGGACAGCUCUUACAUGUUGAUGCCACCACCAGCAUGCAAUACCGGACCCUUUUAGAAGCAGAAAUGUUAGCAUUCCACAUCAAUGCCAGUUAUCCCCGAAUAUGGAACAUGCCACAGACUUGGCAGUGUGAAUUAGAGGUUUAUAAAGCCACCUACCAUUUCAUCUUUGCACAGAAGAACUUCUUUACUGAUUUAAUUCAAGACUGGUCUAGUGAUAGUGCUCCGGACAUUUUUUCAUUUGUGCCAUAUACAUGGAAUUUUAAAAUCAUGUUUCAUCAAUUUGAAAUGAUUUGGGCUGCUAAUCAACACAAUUGGAUUGACUGUUCCACUAAACAACAGGAAAAUGUAUAUCUGGCAGCCUGUGGGGAAACAUUAAACAUUGAUUUCUCUUUGCCUUUUACGGACUUUGUUCCAGCUACGUGUAACACCAAGUUCUCUUUAAGAGGAGAAGAUGUUGAUCUUCAUUUAUUUCUACCAGAUUGCCACCCUAGUAAAUAUUCAUUAUUUAUGCUGGUAAAGAAUUGCCACCCAAAUAAAAUUACUCAUGAUACUGGUAUUCCUGCUGAGUGUCAAAGUGGUCAGAAAACAGUUAAACCAAAAUGGCGGAAUAUUACACAAGAAAAAGCUGGUUGGGUUGAAUGCUGGACUGUCCCAAGUGUCAUGCUUACAAUCGAUUAUACAUGGCAUCCAAUUUAUCCACAAAAAGCAGAUGAGCAGCUAAAACAAUCAUUAUCAGAAAUGGAAGAAACAAUGCUAUCUGUAUUAAGGCCAUCCCAGAAAACAUCAGACAGAGUUGUUUCUACUCCUUCUACUUCUUCACGCCCACCUAUUGAUCCCUCAGAACUUCCACCUGAUAAACUUCAUGUAGAAAUGGAACUUUCCCCAGAUUCUCAAAUAACUCUCUAUGGACCACUAUUAAAUGCCUUCUUAUGUAUAAAGGAAAACUACUUCGGGGAAGAUGACAUGUAUAUGGAUUUUGAAGAGGUUAUUUCAAGUCCUGUUCUGUCACUGUCAACAUCAUCUAGCUCUGGGUGGACUGCUCUUGGAAUGGAAAAUGACAAAAAGGAAAAUGAAAGUUCAGCCAAGUCAAUUCAUCCACUUACCUUACGUCCUUGGGAUAUUACUGUACUUGUUAAUUUGUACAAAGUUCAUGGGCGCCUUCCUGUUCAUGGAACCACUGAUGGCCCUGAGUGCCCUACGGCAUUUUUGGAAAGACUGUGUUUUGAAAUGAAAAAAGGAUUUCGGGAGACCAUGCUGCAACUUGUCCUGUCACCCCUAAAUGUGUUUGUCAGUGAUAACUAUCAGCAGCGACCUCCUGUGGAUGAAGUACUCAGGGAGGGUCACAUCAAUUUGUCAGGUCUCCAGCUGAGAGCACAUGCUAUGUUCUCAGCAGAAGGUCUUCCUUUGGGAAGUGAUUCCUUAGAAUAUGCAUGGUUAAUUGAUGUGCAGGCUGGAAGUCUUACAGCUAAGGUCACAGCACCACAGCUAGCUUGUCUCUUGGAGUGGGGACAGACAUUUGUUUUUCAUGUGGUAUGUCGGGAGUAUGAACUGGAAAGACCUAAAUCAGUAAUAAUAUGUCAGCAUGGAUUUGACCGUCGGUUCUGUGAAUCCAAGUUGAGUUGUAUUCCUGGGCCUUGUCCAACUUCAGAUGAUUUGAAAUAUACUAUGACUCGUUUAGCAGUAGAUGGAGCAGAUAUUUAUAUUGUGGAGCAUGGCUGUGCUACAAAUCUAAAGAUGGGUGCAAUUCGAGUUGCAAACUGUAAUCUCCACAAUCAGUCGGUUGGGGAAGGAAUAAGUGCUGCAAUUCAGGAUUUUCAAGUGAGACAGUACAUUGAACAAUUAAAUAAUUCCAGAGUUGGACUUCAGCCUGCAGUACUGCGGAGGGCCUAUUGGCUUGAAGCGGGAUCAGCCAAUUUAGGACUCAUUACUGUUGAUAUCGCCUUAGCUGCUGAUCAUCAUUCUAAACAUGAGGCUCAGAGACAUUUCUUAGAAACUCAUGAUGCCAGAACUAAGAGGUUGUGGUUUUUGUGGCCAGACGAUACCCUGAAGAAUAAGAGGUGUAGGAACAAGUGUGGUUGUCUCGGUGGCUGCAGAUUCUUUGGUGGCACAGUAACUGGCCUAGAUUUCUUCAAACUUGAAGAGUUGACACCUUCCAGUAGUUCUGCAUUUUCAAGCACGAGUGCAGAGUCUGAUAUGUAUUAUGGACAGUCUCUGCUACAGCCUGGAGAAUGGAUUAUUACUAAAGAAAUUCCCAAAAUUGUAGAUGGUAAUGUGAAUGGCAUGAAGAGGAAAGAAUGGGAAAACAAAUCAGUGGGAAUAGAAGUAGAAAGAAAAACUCAGCACCUUAGUCUUCAAGUACCAUUACGAUCUCAUAGCUCAUCCUCUUCCUCAGAAGAGAAUAGUAGUUCUAGUGCUGCACAGCCUUUAUUGGCCGGAGAAAAGGAAAGUCCCUCUUCUGUUGCUGAUGACCAUUUGGUCCAAAAAGAAUUCUUGCAUAGUGCAAAAAGAGAGGAUGGUCAAGUAGGUAUUCCUACAGAAAUUUCAGGAAACAGCCCUGUAUCUCCUAAUACUCAGGAAAAGUCAGUAGGUCAAUCUCCUUUGAGAUCUCCCUUGAAACGACAAGCCUCUGUAUGUUCCACUCGACUUGGGAGUACCAAGAGCCUUACUGCUGCUUUUUAUGGGGACAAGCAACCUGUUACAGUUGGAGUCCAGUUUAGUAGUGAUGUCUCCCGAAGUGAUGAAAAUGUAUUAGACUCACCAAAGCAGAGAAGAAGUUUUGGUUCAUUUCCAUACACACCAUCGGCAGACUCCAAUUCAUUUCAUCAAUAUCGGUCAAUGGAUUCCAGCAUGUCAAUGGCUGAUAGCGAAGCCUACUUUUCUGCAGCUGAAGAAUUUGAGCCCAUUAGCAGUGAUGAAGGCCCUGGAACUUAUCCAGGUAGAAAAAAGAAGAAAAAGCAAACACAGCAGAUUGACUACAGUAGGGGUUCCAUAUAUCACAGUGUGGAGGGACCACUUACUGGCCAUGGAGAAAGCAUUCAGGAUCCCCGAACUCUGCCAUUCAAAACUCAUCCUUCCCAGGCUUCAUUUGUUUCUGCAUUAGGUGGAGAAGAUGACGUUAUAGAACAUCCAUAUGUUGUAGAGGUUGAGAAAACAGUAGAGAGUGAACAGAUUACUUCUCAACAACCUGUGAUGAAUUGUUACCAGACUUACCUUACUCAGUUCCAGGUACUUAAUUGGUCAGUGAAGCACCCUACUAACAAAAGAACCUCUAAGUCCUCAUUGCAUCGUCCCCUCGAUCUUGAUACUCCAACCAGUGAAGAAAGUUCAUCAUCAUUUGAACAGCUUUCUGUUCCAACUUUUAAGGUUAUCAAACAGGGGCUCACAGCUAAUUCUUUACUAGACAGAGGAAUGCAACUUUCAGGAUCAACUUCGAAUACACCAUAUACUCCUCUGGAAAAGAAAACUGUUGAUAACACAGAUGAUGAAACGUUGACAGAAGAGUGGACCCUGGAUCAACCAGUCUCUCAGACCAGGACCACAGCCAUAGUUGAAGUAAAAGGGACUGUUGAUAUUGUUCUGACUCCUCUGGUGGCUGAAGCUUUAGACAGGUACAUUGAAGCAAUGGUUCAUUGUGCUAGUACCCGCCAUCCAGCUGCAAUUGUAGAUGAUCUCCAUGCCAAAGUCCUCAGGGAGGCUGUCCAAAAUAGCAAGACUACCUUCUCAGAAAAUCUAUCUUCCAAACCAGAUGUUAGAGGAACAAAAACUGAACAUGCCACCAUAGGAACGACUAACCAAGGACAAGCACAGACAAAUCUUGUGAUGAAGCAAGAUAAUGUAACAAUUAAAGGUCUUCAGGCUAAUGUUAGCAUACCAAAGGUAAACUUAUGUUUGUUACAAGCCUCAGUGGAAGAAUCUCCAAGUACAGCUCCUAGUAAAAGUGUGACUCAUGUUUCUCUAGUAGCAUUGUGUUUUGACAGAAUUGCUACGCAAGUUCGUAUGAACAGAGGUGUGGUUGAAGAGACUUCAAAUACAGAACCUGGUAGAACAUCAAAUUUUGAUAGGUAUGUCCAUGCCACUAAGAUGCAGCCUCAGUCAUCUGGAUCUCUCAGAUCAAAUGCUGGAGCAGAAAAAGGCAAAGAAAUUGCAGCCAAGUUAAAUAUUCAUCGAGUUCAUGGGCAGCUUAGGGGUCUUGAUACAACAGAUAUUGGUACCUGUGCCAUCACUGCUAUUCCUUUUGAGAAGUCCAAAGUUUUAUUUACUCUGGAAGAGUUGGAUGAGUUUACUUUUGUGGAUGAAACUGAUCAGCAAGCUGUUCCAGAUGUAACUCGAAUAGGUCCCAGCCAAGAAAAAUGGGGUUGGAUAAUGUUUGAAUGUGGACUUGAAAACUUAACCAUAAAAGGAGGAAGACAGUCUGGUGCUGUUUUAUAUAAUACUUUUGGAAUUAUGGGUAAAGCUAGUGUCACAGAAAGAGGUGGAGUGCUGACAUCCAAUAAUUCUUCUGAUUCUCCAACUGGCAGUGGCUAUAAUACUGAUGUCUCUGAUGAUAAUCUUCCCUGUGAUCGAAUAAGCCCUUCUUCAGACUUAAAUGGAAAUUCUGUUUCAGAUGAACAAGAUGAAGGAGUUGAAUCUGAUGAUUUGAAAAAAGAUUUACCUCUGAUGCCUCCACCUCCAGAUUCAUGUAGCAUGAAGUUGACCAUCAAGGAAAUUUGGUUUAGUUUUGCAGCUCCCACCAAUGUGAGAUCUCCUACACAUGCAUUUUCUAGGCAGCUGAACCUUUUAAGCACUGCAACUCCAGCUGUUGGUGCAUGGCUUGUUCCCAUUGAUCAACUCAAAUCAUCCUUAAACAAAUUAGAAACUGAGAGCACCUUGAGAAUUUGUGCUGUUAUGGGAUGUAUAAUGACAGAAGCAUUAGAGAAUAAAAGUGUACAUUUUCCCUUAAGAAGUAAAUACAACAGACUUACAAAAGUUGCCCGUUUUCUCCAAGAAAAUCCUUCAUGUUUACUGUGCAAUAUACUACAUCACUACCUGCACCAGGCAAAUUACUCCAUCAUUGAUGAUGCUACAAUGAGUGAUGGACUUCCUGCUUUGGUAACAUUAAAGAAAGGUUUAGUUGCAUUGGCAAGGCAGUGGAUGAAGUUUAUUGUGGUGACACCAGCCUUUAAAGGAGUUAGCUUACACAGACCAGCUCAGCCACUGAAACCUCAGUCAGCUGUGGACCAUGAACAUGAAGACGGACUUGGGUUAGACAAUGGAGGUGGUCUUCAAAGUGACACCAGUGCUGAUGGAGCAGAAUUUGAAUUUGAUGCAGGUACCACAGUCAGUGAACACACAAUGCUACUAGAAGGAACAGCCAACCGUCCUCCACCUGGUAGCUCUGGACCUGUAACUGGAGCUGAGAUAAUGAGGAAACUUUCUAAGACUCAUACCCACAGUGACUCUGCAUUAAAGAUAAAGGGUAUUCACCCAUAUCAUUCUUUGAGCUAUACCAGUGGAGACACUGCCACAGAUUCUCCGGUACAUGUUGGACGUGCUGGGAUGCCAGUUAAGGAGAGUCCAAGGAAGGAGAGCCUACUCAGCUACCUGACUGGAAGCUUCCCAAGCUUGCACAACCUCCUAGAAGGGACUCCUCAAAGAAGUAGUGCAGCUAUAAAAAGCAGCUCCCUAACGAGAACAGGAAAUACAAUGGCCACUGAUAUGUUAUCUGAACAUCCCUUGCUAUCUGAGCCAUCAUCUGUGAGUUUCUAUAAUUGGAUGUCAAAUGCUGUGGGUAAUCGUGGAAGUGUGGUACAAGAAUCUCCUGUUACAAAAUCCACGCACAAUAGUCUUCCAUCAGGUGUUGCACCCAAUCUUCCUACAAUACCCUCAGCCUCAGAUUUCAACACCGUCUUAUCUAGUGACCAGAAUACUUUGGAUGGAACACAUUCUCAGCAUAGCACUAGUCAGGAUGAUGUGGCAGGUGUAGAAGAAGCCAACCAAGGGUUUCCUGCUGUGCAGCUUGCUGAUGCACAGGUUGUUUUCAGACCUCUUCUCAGUCAUACAGGGAUUCAGUCACAGGAUGCAAUGCCACUCUGCUACCGAAUGUACUUUGGAGAACACCUUUCAUUUUCAGGGACUUUGGACUGCCUUAGAGCAGAUAUUGUGGAUUCGGACACAGCCAAAGAGAGAAAAGGCAAAAGAGCAAGAAGGCAAGGUCAUGUGAGUCUUCCUCCACUUGAAUUCAAACCAGCAUUAAUGUUGGAAACCUUUAGCAUCAGUGCUGUUGUAAUGGAAAAGUCAGUGUGCACGCCUCAGAACUCUACCAGUGCUCUUUCUUUUCAUGAUCUCAACAAACGGUAUUAUAAUACCUUCCACUGUAACUUUACUAUUUCUUGUCAAUCAAUAAGCCAGCAUGUAGAUAUGGCUUUGGUUCGUCUUAUUCAUCAAUUUAGUACGAUGAUAGAUGACAUCAAAGCGACUCAGACAGACAUUAAACUUAGCAGAUAUACAGCUGGAUCGGCUUCCCCAACACCUACCUUCAAAACCAGAAAACAUCGGGAUUUUCGCUCAUCUGACUUCAGCCGCAGUUCUAGAGGAAGUCUGAAUGGUGGCAAUAGAGUAAACAAUGCAAAGAACAAACGGACCAACAAUGAAAAUAACAAAAAGGAAUCUCGAAACAAAAAUUCAUUAGGAAGAUCUGAAAGAAGAACUUCAAAAGUGUCUAGGAAAGGUUCAAAAGAUGUGGUGGACCAUAUGACUAUUCAUAUGGAUGACUCUGAUUCAAUUACAGUGUCAGAACAAAGUGAGCCUUCGGCUGAGUGCUGGCAGAAUAUGUAUAAAUUACUUAACUUCUAUUCACUUAUCUCUGAUCCAACAGGAAUAUUGGAAAAAUCUUCAGAAACAUUUGGACCAGCAGGAGUUCGGAGCCCUACAGAGCCAACAUGUAAAGUUGUGUUUGAGAAUGAACAAGACGGUAAUAGUUUGACUAAGACACAGAGGAAACGUAGCUUGGUGACUUCUGAACCUCAGCAUGUUACUCUGAUAGUGUUUGGGAUUGGCAUGGUGAACCGCACUCACCUGGAGGCUGACAUUGGGGGGCUAACAAUGGAAUCAGAACUGAAGAGGAUCCACGGCAGCUUUACACUUAAGGAAAAAAUGAAAGAUGUUUUACAUCAAAAGAUGACUGAAACGUGUGCCACUGCUCAUAUUGGUGGGGUUAAUAUUGUGCUGCUUGAAGGGAUUACACCAAAUAUACAAACUGUAGUGAAAUGUAGUAUUGCCAAGUCACAAGCCCUCUACAGUGCCCAGAGAGGGUUGAAGACUAACAAUGCUGCCGUGUUCAAAGUAGGAGCUAUCAGCAUCAACAUUCCCCAGCACCCUGCCACCUUACAUAGCAUGAUGGUUCGGAGUUCCCACCAACUAUCUAAGCAGAUCUCAGAUCUUAUCAGACAGCCUUCUACAGCCCCACAGCCCAUGAAAGAAGAUAUUGCAACGCCCCUACCUUCUGAAAAAACUCCAACAAGUGUUAAUCAGACUCCUAUUGAAACAAAUGAAUUUCCUCAGCUACCCGAAGGUUUAGAAAAGAAGCCUAUUGUUCUUAAAUUCAGUGCCAUGUUAGAUGGUAUAGCCAUUGGAGCCGCACUUUUACCAUCUCUGAAAGCAGAAUACAAAAUGGGAAGAAUGAGAAGUCAUGGAAUGACAGGUGCACAGACCAGGUUUACAUUUGAGCUGCCAAAUCACAGAUUACGUUUUACUUCAAAAGUUUCUGCCACAGAUAUGUCAACCAUUCCUCCUUCUGCCAGUCUCAACCUUCCUCCUGUUACUAUGUCAGGGAAAUAUAUAAUGGAAGAACAUGAUAGUUAUUCAGAUCAGGUGUGGAGUAUUGAUGAACUACCUUCUAAACAAGGGUACUAUUUACAGGGAAAUUAUCUACGUUGUGUGGCAGAAGUUGGUUCCUUUGAACAUAAUCUCACAACUGAUCUUCUAAACCACUUGGUAUUUGUACAGAAAGUGUUCAUGAAGGAAGUUAAUGAAGUAAUACAGAAAGUUUCUGGUGGGGAGCAGCCUAUUCCUCUUUGGAAUGAGCAUGAUGGAACAGCAGAUGGAGAUAAGCCUAAAAUUCUGCUUUAUUCCCUGAACUUGCAGUUUAAGGGUAUUCAAGUAACAGCUACUACUCCAUCAAUGAGAGCUGUCAGGUUUGAAACUGGAUUGAUAGAGCUGGAACUUUCGAAUCGACUUCAAACCAAAGCUUCACCAGGGAGUAGCAGCUAUCUGAAACUGUUUGGUAAAUGCCAAGUGGAUUUAAAUCUGGCAUUAGGACAAAUUGUCAAACAUCAAGUUUAUGAAGAAGCUGGUUCUGAUUUUCAUCAAGUUGCCUAUUUUAAAACCAGAAUUGGAUUAAGAAAUGCCCUCCGAGAAGAAAUCAGUGGUUCUUCAGAUAGAGAAGCUGUGCUUAUUACCUUGAAUAGACCAAUUGUUUAUGCACAGCCUGUGGCCUUUGAUAGAGCUGUGCUAUUUUGGCUGAAUUAUAAGGCUGCCUAUGACAACUGGAAUGAACAACGAAUGGCUUUACAUAAAGAUAUUCAUAUGGCUACAAAGGAAGUAGUAGAUAUGCUACCAGGUAUCCAGCAAACAUCAGCCCAGGCCUUUGGGACUCUCUUCCUCCAGCUCACUGUGAAUGAUCUGGGAAUAUGUCUGCCCAUCACAAAUACUGCACAGUCUAAUCACACUGGAGACCUUGACAUUGGUUCUGCUUUAGUAUUGACCAUUGAAAGUACUCUCAUCACUGCUUGUUCUUCAGAAUCUCUGGUUAGUAAAGGGCAUUUCAAAAACUUUUGUAUUCGUUUUGCUGAUGGCUUUGAGACGUCGUGGGAUGACUGGAAACCAGAAAUUCGUGGCGAUCUAGUGAUGAAUGCCUGUGUAGUUCCAGAUGGCACCUAUGAAGUAUGUUCUAGGACUACAGGACAAGCAGCUGCUGAAAGUAGUAGUGCUGGAACAUGGACACUCAAUGUUUUAUGGAAAAUGUGUGGGAUCGAUGUCCACAUGGAUCCUAACAUUGGCAAAAGACUUAAUGCUCUGGGCAAUACCCUUACGACCCUGACAGGAGAGGAGGACAUAGAUGAUAUUGCUGAUCUAAAUUCAGUGAACAUAGCUGAUCUGUCAGAUGAGGAUGAAGUUGAUACUAUGUCUCCCACUAUCCAUACUGAAGCUGUAGAUUAUCGAAGACAAGGAGCAUCUUGUAGCCAGCCAGGAGAACUUAGAGGAAGAAAAAUUAUGAAGCGUAUAGUGGAUAUCAGAGAACUGAAUGAACAGGCCAAAGUAAUAGAUGAUCUUAAAAAAUUAGGUGCAAGUGAAGGAACCAUAAACCAGGAAAUUCAGCGUUAUCAACAGUUAGAAUCUGUUGCUGUGAAUGAUAUUCGAAGAGACGUUCGUAAGAAAUUACGGAGGUCCAGUAUGCGAGCUGCUUCUCUAAAGGAUAAGUGGGGUUUGGGUUACAAACCAAGUUAUAGCCGUUCAAAAAGCAUUUCUGCUUCUGGAAGACCUCCUCUUAAACGAAUGGAAAGGGCAAGUUCUCGAAUGGGAGAAACUGAGGAGCUCCCUGAAAUCCGUGUGGAUGCAGCAUCUCCAGGACCCAGAGUAACUUUCAAUAUCCAAGAUACAUUUCCAGAGGAAACAGAACUGGACCUUUUGUCAGUAACCAUUGAAGGUCCAUCCCAUUACUCCUCGAAUAGUGAAGGAUCAUAUUCCGUGUUCAGUUCUCCCAAAACUCCAGGAGGCUAUUCAUCAGGCAUUCCUUUCCAACCUGAAGAGGGCCGACGGGAUGACAGUUUGUCUUCUACUAGUGAAGAUUCUGAGAAGGAUGAAAAGGAUGAAGACCAUGAGAGGGAAAGGUUUUAUAUUUACAGGAAACCCUCACAUACAUCUCGUAAAAAAGCAACAGGCUUUGCUGCUGUUCAUCAACUAUUUACAGAACGCUGGCCCACAACUCCAGUCAACCGAAGUCUCAGUGGCACUGCUACAGAGAGAAAUAUUGAUUUUGAACUUGAUAUACGAGUCGAAAUUGAUAGUGGAAAAUGUGUGCUCCACCCAACUACCCUUCUGCAAGAACAUGACGAUAUAAGCUUGAGAAGGAGUUAUGAUAGAAGUUCCAGGAGUUUAGAUCAAGAUUCUCCUUCAAAAAAGAAGAAGUUUCAAACUAAUUAUGCUUCUACCACCCAUUUAAUGACUGGCAAGAAAGUGCCAUCAUCUCUACAGACAAAGUCUAGUGACUUAGAAACGACAGUUUUUUACAUUCCUGGAGUUGAUGUAAAGUUGCAUUACAAUUCCAAGACACUAAAGACCGAAUCACCCAAUGCCUCCAGAGGAUCUUCCUUGCCAAGAACCCUCUCUAAAGAGUCCAAGCUGUAUGGUAUGAAAGAUAGUGCACCAUCUCCUCCUUCUCCUCCUUUACCUUGCACUGCCCAGAGCAAGACUAACACCUUACUUCCUCCCCAACCCCCACCUAUUCCCUCAGCCAAAGGAAAAGGAAGUGGAGGAGUAAAAACAGCCAAAUUAUAUGCUUGGGUAGCACUUCAGUCAUUGCCAGAAGAAAUGGUUAUUAGUCCCUGCCUAUUAGAUUUUCUGGAAAAAGCUCUGGAAACUAUCCCAAUUACACCAAUUGAAAGGAAUUAUACAACUGUCAGUUCACAAGAUGAAGAUAUGGGACAUUUUGAAAUACCAGAUCCUAUGGAAGAAUCAACAACAUCAUUAGUAUCAUCUUCGACAUCUGCUUACUCUUCCUUCCCUGUAGAUGUUGUGGUUUAUGUACGAGUUCAGCCCUCACAGAUCAAGUUUAGCUGUUUACCAGUAUCAAGAGUAGAAUGCAUGCUAAAGCUACCAUCCCUGGACUUGGUGUUUUCUUCCAACCGAGGUGAACUGGAGACUUUAGGGACCACGUAUCCCACAGAGACUUUAUCCCCUGGAGGUAAUGCUACUCAGAGUGGAACAAAGACCUCUACAAGCAAAACUGGAAUACCGGGUUCAUCCGGCCUAGGCAGCCCUCUUGGCAGAAGUCGACAUAGUAGUAGUCAGUCAGAUCUGACCAGUUCUAGCAGCAGUUCGUCUGGGUUGAGCUUCACUGCAUGCAUGUCUGACUUUUCCCUUUAUGUAUUUCAUCCGUACGGAGCAGGGAAACAAAAAACUGCUGUUUCUGGGCUCACACCUGGAUCAGGAGGACUAGGGAAUGUGGAUGAAGAACCCACUUCAGUCACUGGUCGAAAAGACUCACUCAGUAUAAACCUUGAAUUUGUAAAAGUGAGUUUGUCUCGGAUAAGGCGCUCAGGAGGUGCCUCAUUUUUUGAAAGUCAGUCUGUAAGCAAAUCUGCAAGCAAAAUGGACACUACACUAAUCAAUAUAUCUGCUGUAUGUGAUAUAGGGUCUGCCUCCUUUAAAUAUGAUAUGCGUCGACUCAGUGAAAUUCUGGCAUUUCCAAGAGCCUGGUAUAGGAGAAGUAUUGCAAGACGCCUAUUCCUUGGAGACCAAACUAUAAAUUUGCCAACAUCUGGCCCAGGGACACCUGAUUCCAUUGAAGGGGUAAGCCAGCAUCUUUCUCCUGAAUCGUCAAGAAAAGCUUACUGCAGGACCUGGGAGCAGCCUAGUCAGUCAGCCUCUUUCACCCACAUGCCUCAGUCACCUAAUGUAUUCAAUGAGCAUAUGACAAACAGCACCAUGUCACCAGGGACAGCAGCACAGAGCCUAAAAUCCCCAGCUUCCAUAAGAUCAAGGAGUGUGUCUGAUUCUUCAGUUCCCCGAAGAGAUUCACUUUCAAAAACAUCAACUCCUUUUAACAAAUCGAACAAAGCAGCAAGCCAACAAGGGACCCCAUGGGAAACAUUGGUCGUGUUUGCCAUCAACUUGAAACAAUUAAACGUUCAAAUGAAUAUGAGUAAUGUAAUGGGAAAUACAACUUGGACAACUAGUGGUUUGAAGAGCCAGGGCCGUCUGUCGGUAGGAAGUAAUCGAGAUCGAGAGAUAAGCAUGUCUGUAGGUCUGGGAAGAUCACAGUUGGAUUCUAAAGGAGGAGUAGUUGGAGGGACCAUAGAUGUCAAUGCUUUGGAGAUGGUUGCUCAUAUUUCUGAACAUCCAAAUCAGCAACCUAGUCACAAAAUUCAGAUUACUAUGGGUUCUACUGAAGCUCGUGUUGAUUACAUGGGCUCAAGUAUCCUCAUGGGUAUCUUCAGUAAUGCUGAUCUCAAGCUUCAGGAUGAAUGGAAAGUAAAUCUGUAUAACACACUGGAUUCAAGCAUGACUGAUAAAAGUGAAAUAUUUGUCCAUGGAGAUUUGAAGUGGGAUAUUUUCCAAGUAAUGAUAUCAAGAUCAACUACACCAGACCUGAUAAAAAUAGGAAUGAAGCUCCAGGAAUUUUUCACACAACAAUUUGACACCAGCAAACGAGCUCUUUCUACCUGGGGACCUGUUCCAUAUCUUCCACCUAAGACAAUGACUAAUAACCUAGAGAGAAGUUCACAAGAACAAUUGCUCGAUGCAGCUCAUCAUCGACAUUGGCCUGGAGUAUUGAAGGUGGUAUCAGGAUGCCACAUAUCCUUAUUUCAGAUUCCAUUACCAGAAAAUGGAAUGCAGUUCGGAGGAUCAAUGAGCUUGCAUGGAAAUCAUAUGACACUAGCUUGUUUUCAUGGUCCAAAUUUCCGUUCAAAAUCCUGGGCCCUUUUUCACUUAGAAGAACCAAAUAUUGCUUUUUGGACCGAAGCUCAGAAAAUCUGGGAAGAUGGCUCUAGUGAUCAUUCUACAUAUAUUGUACAAACGUUGGAUUUUCAUCUGGGCCAUAAUACCAUGGUUACCAAACCAUGUGGUGCUUUGGAAAGUCCUAUGGCAACAAUAACCAAAAUAACAAGGCGUCGCCAUGAAAACCCACCCCAUGGAGUAGCAAGUGUAAAAGAAUGGUUCAACUAUGUUACAGCCACAAGGAAUGAAGAGCUAAACCUACUUCGUAAUGUUGAUGCUAAUAACACUGAAAAUAGCACUACAGUGAAGAAUUCUAGUUUGUUGAGUGGAUUCAGAGGAGGUUCUAGUUACAAUCAUGAAACAGAGACUAUCUUUGCAUUACCAAGGAUGCAGCUUGAAUUUAAAUCCAUUCAUGUACAAGAACCACAGGAACCUUCAUUACAGGAUGCCAGCCUGAAGCCGAAGGUAGAAUGUAGUGUGGUGACAGAGUUCACUGACCACAUUUGUGUAACUAUGGAUGCUGAGCUCAUCAUGUUUCUUCAUGAUUUAGUGUCAGCUUAUCUUAAAGAAAAAGAAAAAGCCAUUUUUCCACCUCGGGUCUUAUCUACUCGACCAGGACAGAAAAGUCCAAUUAUUAUACAUGAUGACAAUUCCUCUGACAAAGACAGAGAGGACAGCAUCACUUACACUACUGUGGACUGGAGAGAUUUUAUGUGCAACACAUGGCAUCUAGAACCCACUCUCAGAUUAAUAUCUUGGACUGGAAGAAAGAUUGAUCCAGUGGGUGUUGAUUACAUUCUUCAAAAACUGGGCUUCCAUCAUGCCAGGACUACUAUUCCUAAAUGGCUUCAAAGAGGAGUCAUGGACCCACUUGACAAGGUUCUGUCAGUACUUAUAAAAAAACUCGGUACUGCACUACAGGAUGAAAAGGAAAAGAAAGGAAAAGACAAAGAAGAACACUAAAAAAGUAACUUGAUAUGUGAACAAAUUAUGAUUGUGUCCAUUAAGUUUUAUUACACUGGAGUGUUUUUUUUUCUUUUUGUAUAGUAAAAUUAUUUUCCGUAUAACUUAAAAUAACUCUAAUUUUGUGGCCAUUAUAUUGAAAGUUUGUAAGUUAACCUGUGUAUUCUAGUUCCACCAUUCUGUAUACAGUGAAGUAUUGCAUGAUAAUGUAAAUUUUGUGAAAAACUAGAUUAAAAUAUAUAAAUCUGCUCAGUAGGGUUUAUAAUUGUAUUAUGUGCAAUAUGAUUCCUGCAUCUUUAAAAUAUUUUCAGAGUAACUGUGAAUUUUUGCUAUUGGCCAUAACUUUUAGAAAAAAUCUUGUUGAUAAUGUGAUUUUUUUUUUUCGGUCAUUAAUUGCUUUUUCUUUUUUUAAAAUGUAGUCUUGUAAAAAUACCAGUUUGUAUAUAGUUUGAGUAAUUGUGAUAUGAUUACCACUAAAAUAUUGUUUGUAACUAUUGUAAUAAAGUCACAGUAAUUGGUUUCA